GCGUCGCGGCGUCAUCCUCUCGGCGGCCGUGGCGGCGGCGGCGACAGCACGUAAGACACUCAGAGGGGCGGCCCGUAUCCCUCCGCCGCCGGCGCGGCCCGGCCCUCCCUCCCCAGGCCCGCCAAUCCCCGCUCUCCCGACCUGCCCCUCGGCCUGGGCCCACCCCGCACUCCUGCGGCCCCACCCCGGCAGCGUCACCCGCCCGCGCGUCCCUCGGUCCACCUGCGGCAGGCAGUCCCUCUGGCUGUCCGACCGGGAGGCGCCGGCCGAGCCCGAGGCUGGGCUCUUGCUUCCCGGCGGAGGGAUCCGCGGCUGCUGAGGAGGCGGCGCUGAGCCUGGGAGGCAGAGGCAGCUACGGCGGCGGCGGUGGUGGUGGCGGCGGCGGCGGCGGUGGCGGCGGCGGCAGCGCAUAAAGGGGCCGCCGCCGGGUGAUGCGGUGACUGCUGCGGCAGGCUCAGGAGCCGAGUGGGCCCCGGCCCUAAGUCUGUCCCGCCGGACCCGCGCUUCGGAACUCCCCAUCUUCUCCGGCCGGCCCGCGGUCACCGAGGCGGCCUCGCACCCCUCGCCCCUUCCCCGUCCCUCCCCUGCCCCCGUCCCCACCCCGGGGGCCGCCGCCACCCGCCUCCCACGAUGGCUCUGAAGAGAAUCCACAAGGAAUUGAACGACCUGGCACGGGACCCCCCAGCACAGUGUUCAGCAGGUCCCGUUGGAGAUGAUAUGUUCCAUUGGCAAGCUACAAUAAUGGGGCCAAAUGACAGUCCCUAUCAGGGUGGAGUAUUUUUCUUGACAAUUCAUUUCCCAACAGAUUACCCCUUCAAACCACCUAAGGUCGCAUUUACAACAAGAAUUUAUCAUCCAAAUAUUAACAGUAAUGGCAGCAUUUGUCUUGAUAUUCUACGGUCACAGUGGUCUCCAGCACUAACUAUUUCAAAAGUACUCUUGUCCAUCUGUUCUCUGUUGUGUGAUCCCAAUCCAGAUGAUCCUUUAGUGCCUGAGAUUGCUCGGAUCUACAAAACAGAUAGAGAAAAGUACAACAGAAUAGCUCGGGAAUGGACUCAGAAGUAUGCGAUGUAAUUAAAGAAAUUAUUGGAUAACCUCUACAAAUAAAGAUAGGGGAACUCUGAAAGAGAAAGUCCUUUUGAUUUCCAUUUGACUGCUUUCUAUGAGCCCACGCCUCAUCUUCCCCUGUGCACAUGUUUACCUGAUACAGCAGUGCUGCGUGUUGUACAUACUUGGAACCACAAACUAGAAAUACUGUACUUCUGUACCAACAUUGCCUCCUAGCAGAGAAGUGUGUGUGUGACAAGCCAGUUCUCCAGGCAUAACCUAGGUGUGAGACUAAAAGCUUUCCUUAUUGACUUAAUUUGGAUAACGGCAAGGUGAGGGUUGGUGGGUAUGGUGUGUGCUUGGAUGGGGAAGAAAAGCUCCACUGACCUGUAGGAGAUUGUUUUUUAAGUGAAAUCCUAUUAAACUCAAAACAGUUAUGAAAAGCAAGGUGAAGAACACAAAGCUGUUUCUGUAUUCCUUUUAUUCCGAAGGACCUACGUACGUCUUAGGUGACAGUUAUGACCAACCAGCUUAAACUCUACCCACGUCCUGUAUUUGAAGGUCUAAGUUUAACUGGUCAACAUUGAAAUGGAUCGGAGCUAUUAGUACAGAAAGUGUGAUGGGCUUUGUUCCCAGCUCUUUUACAUCUCCCCCUCUCACCCUUCCUCCCUCAGCCCCUCUUUCUCUCGUCCAUAUUCUUUGGUUUGUAUGUGGUUUCUCAGUUAAUACAUAGCUAAUAGCUCUUAUUUUUCUUAUGUUUUUAACUGCUUAGGUCUAUCUGGAUGUAAGGGUGAAAAUUCACUUGAUGGAAAUACUUGUGUAUAUUUAAAGACCCAACUGCUCCUCUGGAGCUUGUACGUUCAAGAAUGAUUAAUCUGUGUAAUAAACUGAUUACUACAGUCAUUACAUAUAA
Messenger RNA from Phacochoerus africanus (Common warthog), 1960 nucleotides. It is a transcript of the gene UBE2D2, whose product is annotated as ubiquitin conjugating enzyme E2 D2. The record is from RefSeq and is a predicted model, not a curated record. Gene Ontology annotation, cellular component: nucleus. Gene Ontology annotation, molecular function: ubiquitin conjugating enzyme activity. Lineage: Eukaryota; Metazoa; Chordata; Mammalia; Artiodactyla; Suidae. The transcript has 7 exons. Gene Ontology annotation, biological process: ubiquitin-dependent protein catabolic process; protein K48-linked ubiquitination. The coding region runs from base 631 to 1074 and encodes 147 amino acids.